Molecule: messenger RNA, 654 nt
Organism: Schistocerca cancellata (South American locust)
Lineage: Eukaryota; Metazoa; Arthropoda; Insecta; Orthoptera; Acrididae
Product: TD and POZ domain-containing protein 5-like
Exons: 3
Coding region: 4-360 (118 amino acids)
Biological process (GO): proteasome-mediated ubiquitin-dependent protein catabolic process; regulation of proteolysis
Cellular component (GO): cytoplasm
Molecular function (GO): ubiquitin protein ligase binding
Source: RefSeq, a predicted model, not a curated record
GACAUGCUGGAGGCCAGCUGCGGCCAGGUGAGCAUCGACGACGUGGAGGGCCCGGUGCUGAGGCUCCUGGUGGCCUACACGUAUACCCUGCAGGCCCCCCAGCUGCGCGACACGGCCCCCCAGUUGCUGGUGGCGGGCGAGAAGUACGGCUUGUCGGGCCUCAAGGCUGCCUGCGAGCGGCAGCUGAUCUCGCAGUUGGCCGUCGAGACCGCAGCGGCGACGGCCGUCACGGCAGUGAGGCACUCGUGCCCGGACGCCACCAGGGCUGCCGUCGCCUUCAUAAAGGACCACGCGGGGCUGGGCGGACGCUGUGCUCGAGUACCCGCAAGAAGUCAACCGAGUCAUCCGUCUACUCAGUGAGCCACCAGCAGAAGCCAGCUCGACGACCGCCACAACUCUGACUGUCAACCCCACAGCGGCCACAGCCGGACUCCUGCUGCAGCUGCGCCUCCCACGUCUGCCCGACACACCCCUCCACCUGAUCACGUAGCCGUCUCUCGCUUCCGGAGGCUUUCUGAUGCAGAGCGAGGCAGGAGGCUGAUACAGGCGGCUGGGGAUGGGGAGGUGGAGGAGGUGCGGGCGUUGCUCGCGGCUGGGGCGGACGUGGGGGCGAGAAGCGGGGGCGGGCGGACCCCCCUGCACUCGGCUGCACUG